Messenger RNA from Podospora pseudopauciseta, 477 nucleotides. RefSeq lists its product as uncharacterized. The record is from RefSeq and is a predicted model, not a curated record. Gene Ontology annotation, molecular function: carbon-sulfur lyase activity. The transcript is spliced from 3 exons. The coding region runs from base 1 to 477 and encodes 158 amino acids. NCBI's taxonomy places the organism in Eukaryota, Fungi, Ascomycota, Sordariomycetes, Sordariales, Podosporaceae.
AUGAGGGUGAUGUCCACCAAGACACAGAAGAGAAGCGUCAAAUUCACCGUCCAGGGAACCCCUGACGCCAUCUUUAUCUGCUACUGCUCACACUGCAAGAAGAAUGCCGGUGCUCCAGGGCAAAUCGCAAGUUUGAAAUCCCCCAGUGACUUUCAAGAUCUCAUACUAACGAUCUCUCAGUCAGCCAAGUUCAAGUGCGAAAAUGUGCACGUCUUGGAAGGAAGCGAGCAUAUCAAUACAUGGAUUCUGAAAGACAACCUCAGUGGCUGUGAGAAACACAAGAAGUUCUGUUCUCGGUGCGGUUGCACAUUGUGGACAAUUCCUAUGAAGCACUCUGGUAGCCAUUGGAUCGUUCGGACAGCUCUGCUGGAGAAUGGGUUCGACAAGUUCCCGUACAAGGCCGAGUUCUUCGCCUCCAGAAAGAUGCCAGUUGCGGCAGCUGUGGUCAAGUCGUUCGACACAAUGCCAGGUGCUUAA